AUGAUUUCAUCAAUUCAAUGGGUACCAAGAGGUGCAUCAAAUCCAUUCCCAAAGAAAUUUGACCCAAAUGGUGAAGAUAUGGAAGAAUUAAAUGAAGAAGAAAUUAAAGCAAUGCAAGAAGAGGAAGAAGAAGAUAGAAUAAUUGAAAAGAAAUUUGAAAAGGGUGUACCAAGUGUUAUGAAUGACAAAGAAAAAGAUUUUUAUAAGAGAUAUAAUUUUGAUGAUUAUGAUAGUGAUGAAGGUGAACAAGAUGAAGAGGAAAGAGAUGAAAAUGAUCAUAGUCGUAAAACAGAAGAAGUUGGAUUAAAAUUCAUUAAUAGAGCAAUGAAGGGUUUAAUGUUUUAUAAAGAUACAGAUUCAGAUCCAUACUUAACCAAUAAGGAAGAAGAGGAUAUUGAAGAUAUAGAGGAUGUUAUUAUUAGACCAACCGAUUCAAUAUUGGUAUCAGCAAUUGUCACUGGUGAAGAUGAUUAUUCGCAUUUAGAUAUUAUGGUCUAUGAAGAGGAAUGCGAUAAUCUAUACGUUCAUCAUGAUAUUAUCCUCUCAUCAUAUCCAUUGGCAUUGGCAUGGAUGGAUCAAAACCCAAUAAAUCCACAAGAGAAAGGUUCGUUCAUGGCCGUUGGUACUUUCGAGCCAUCCAUCGAAAUUUGGGAUUUGGAUGUUGUAGAUAAUUUAAUUCCAACCGUUAUAUUGGGUGGUAAAGAAGAGGAUAGCGCCGAUCCAAUGAAAAAGCCAUCCGCUAAAAAACGUGGUGGUAAACAUAAUAAAUUCAAGGAAGGUAGUCAUAGAGAUGGUGUUAUGUCUCUCUCUUGGAAUAGUCAUCAACGUAAUGUUUUAGCAAGUGGUAGCAGUGAUAAUACCGUCAAGGUUUGGGAUAUCACAACUCAACAAUGUCUCAACACCUUUACUCAUCAUAAGGAUAAAGUAUCUUGUUUACAUUGGAAUUCUCAUGAGAAAACUGCACUUUUAAUUGGUUCUCAUGAUAAACAUGUUAGUAUUCUCGAUGUUCGUGCACCAGAUUCCGCAUAUAAAUGGUCCGUAAAAGGUGAGGUUGAAUCUUUAUCUUGGAAUCCACAUAAUCCAAAAGAGUUCAUCGUUGGUACUGAUGAUGGUAGAUUACUUUGUUAUGAUGCUACACUUGGUACUGCCGCUGCUCCAGUUUGGUCUGUUCAAGCCUCUCAAAAAGGUAGCGUCUCUUGUUUCUCCUAUUGUCCUGGUCAAGUUGGUUUCUUUGCAACUGGUUCCUCUGAUCAUACUGUUAAACUUUGGAAUUUAGAAACCUCCUCAAAUAAACCAACCCUCAUUGAAUCUAAAAAUUUAGGUCAAGAAAUUUUCACACUUUCAUUCUUUGAAAAUUCACCUUUCCUCUUAGCAGUUGGUUCUGAAACUCAAAGACCAAAUGUAAUUGACACUAAAAGAUUUAUCUCUGUACAAAAUAGUUUUGGUAUCGCUAGACCUGAAAAUUCAAAAGAACCAGUUUUCAUUACAAAUAAUAAAAAUAAAAAUAAUACUGAAGAAGAAGAAGAAGAAAUUGAAGAAGAUACUGAUAGUGAUCAUAAUGAUGAUGAAAUUGAAGAAGAACAAGAAGAAGAAGAACAAGAAAAAGAAAUUACACCUCCACCAAAACAAACUAAAAAAUUAAAUAAUACAAAAAAUAAUAAAAAAGAUGUUAAAAAUAGAAAGAAAGUUGGUGAUUCAGAUGAAGAAUAA
Molecule: messenger RNA, 1710 nt
Organism: Dictyostelium discoideum AX4
Lineage: Eukaryota; Evosea; Eumycetozoa; Dictyosteliales; Dictyosteliaceae
Gene: pwp1
Product: WD40 repeat-containing protein
Exons: 1
Coding region: 1-1710 (569 amino acids)
Biological process (GO): rRNA processing
Source: RefSeq, a predicted model, not a curated record